AUGUUGCGAGUCCUUAAGCGAGCUCGGUCAAACAUUGAAGACCGCCUGUCUGACUUGAAUAAACGCCGUCGCCUUGAUGUCUCCUCUUUCAUCUCUACUUUCAGCCAUGCGAUCAUCCUGCGUGCACCCGCCACCAAGCUGAUCGCUCCCCCGCGACAGUCAGCGCCUCGAAAUCUUCCCGACGAUGUCCUCUACACCAUCUUCGACUUCGUCAUCGAAGCACACUUCACCCACCUCGACGCGCUCUUCAAGGUCAAGACCAGCAAGGACCCUGCGCCCCCUCAGAUAGUCCUAGCCUCAGUCUGUCGCCAAUGGCGAAAUGUAGCGCUCGACAUGCGCCGACUCUGGACAGACAUCCCGGCCGGAGCCUCAUCAAUCAACGCAGCCAAUUACCUGGCCAGGUCGGAAGAUUUACCGCUGCGCCUCGGGAUGAACUUCAGCAUGGCUCCUUGGGCCCCACAUCUCGAGCAGCCGGACUUCCGCAAGCAACUUUGCGAUGCUCUCGCUCCCUUUGCUCGGCGCAUUGUACCAACGGGAGGUCGCCGCCCGGAGCGCCUGGUGAAACGCGUGCGCGAACUAGCCAUAAACGUAUCGCCCAACGUGUUCUUGCAGUUCCGUGAGCAGCAGAUAUGGAACAAGCUCUCUUUCCCUGACGUAGAGAAGCUUCACAUCUCCUUGAAGAAGACUGUGCUGGAGGCGGCUCUGGAGAUCAUCUGUGCGGAAAGGUUCGGUUGGUGGCCUAAGGACUGGUACAAUCUCUUGUGGGUGAAUUCGGUUCUGUUCCCCAAACUCCGCCACAUAUCUAUCGACGGCGUAUGGCCCCUGAGCGGGUCCUUGGAAAUACCGUGGGGGCUGGAAUCUCUCGACAUCACACUCAGCGAUGCUACUCAACGCGAAAGGCAGGGCUUGCAGUACACCCCACUCUGGCUACGUGGCUUCGCCGAGAACCCUGACUGGCCCCAUCAUCGUCUCGAACAGCUUUCGAUGGACUUCGGGGACGCGUGCUAUAGCCACGACCAAGAGCACCUUUCCUAUCGCGCCAUGUGUCUGCCCUCUCUGCGCGAGAUACGUCUCACGGCGAAGUCUCUGGACAUACUCUCAGUCAUGUCGAAGAUCAUCGGUCCGGGGGAGCCCCUUCGUCGUGUCGUCAUGUCGCUCUCCUGUACUCCCGAUGCGUCGUUCAAUAAAGCUGCCUUCCGAACCAUGUUCAAUGGCAUCUUCACCGACCAGUUCAGGAACUUCAUGUCGCACGCCGAGACUGAGCUGCGCUCGCUCUGCAUCACCCAUCGCGCCGGGCCCUCGGGACAGACAACCACAACCAUUCUUGCCUCCGCGCAUCCCCUCGACUUGACGGACCCGUUCUCACACAAGCUCGACGCCAACCUACACUUCACCCUCACUUGCGACGCCAGAUCUCGAGACGUCGUCCAGGCCUUCCUCGGCGCGCUCUUCAUGGCGCCUGCCCCGGGCCUCUUCACUAUUGGCAGCGUGGUACAGUCGGCUCUGCACCCCUUCGACACGCUGGCUCUGUUCUCAGACGAUCCUGCGGUAUCAUCGUUCGUCUGUCUGCACGGUGGCAUGGACAGCCUCGCUCGUCUACCGCAUCUGCGUACCCUGGUAUGCGGCGACAGCGCUGCCGAAGGCGUUCUACGCGACUUGUCCGCGAAGCCCUCUCUCUUCGGGAACCUGACGACUCUCCACACUCCAUCUUGGAUCUCGAGCGAAGCCAUGAAGUCUCUCGAUGCUCUACUGCGUCAGCGGAAGGGUUUAGCGCACGUCGCGAUGGAAGAGGAGUGA
Messenger RNA from Peniophora sp. CBMAI 1063, 1797 nucleotides. The record is from the annotation of a GenBank genome assembly. NCBI's taxonomy places the organism in Eukaryota, Fungi, Basidiomycota, Agaricomycetes, Russulales, Peniophoraceae.